Molecule: messenger RNA, 2667 nt
Organism: Marchantia polymorpha subsp. ruderalis
Lineage: Eukaryota; Viridiplantae; Streptophyta; Marchantiopsida; Marchantiales; Marchantiaceae
Source: the annotation of a GenBank genome assembly
GGGGGGCCCUGGCUGGCACACAUCCUUGUGGAUCGCCAUCCGUCGCGCAGUUCGGAAUUAUGUCUUGACGAGUUUCGACGCGUUGUUGCCCGGAUCCUGUUUCGGCUCCGUGCUUUUCUUACACCUCUGCUGUAGUCCGAGAUCCCAUCCCGUUGCUCCAGCCAGCCAGCCAGCCCGCCAGCGAACUUCUCGGCCCUUCUCUCGCUCCUCUCUCUCUCUCUCUCUCUCUCUCUCUCCGUCUCUCUUAUUCAUCCUCGCACUAGCGUGGUGGGGUUUUGCCGUCUGUGGAUCUGCUCCUCACUCCUCUCUCUCUCUCUCUCUCUCUCUCGGCACGGGACGCAGGUUCAGUGCAAGGCAAGGCCUGGAGUCGAAGUAAGUAAGUCACGAGACAUGGUCUUGCGCUCGGGCGCUGCUUCGUCGGAAAAUCGGCGCGUGCACGCGCAUGUGCGAGCAGCAGCGAAGAAGGCGUAGGAACAAAAGAGCGAAGAGGACGACGAAGGGGAAGAGGACGGGAGGAGGACGUAGUGGUGGUGGGGGUAGUGGUAGAUCAUCACUCGGCAGCAGUGAGUGAGUGAGUGAGUGAGCGAGCGAGCAGGAAGCAUGCGAGCGUAUGAAGAGGAUCUAUGACGGCUUUAGAGGAGGGGAGGAGGAUCGCGAUUUGCUCGUAGAGUAUGGAUGGCUCUUCUGUGUCAAUCCCACUCGGCCCUUGUGCAGUGGCAGGGAAAACUCUGGCAAGGUUUGGCGGAUAGACGGUUCGCUCCUGCGCUAGCGCUAGCUCUAGCUCUGGCUCUGGCUCUGGCCUGAAAUCGUCCCAGUCGUCGGUGGUAGCGCAGGCAGAGUGGCCGGCAGAUUGCCUCGCAAUUGUGGCGUUGCCGGAAGGAAGCGGCAGCUGGAGCACUCAGCAGCAUGGCAUUGUUUGCGAAAUUUCUGUGUUGCACCGGAGCUGCUGGCGGAGAUGCUUCCGAUAAGAAGGGCAGCACGUGGAGGAUAUUCAGCCUUAAGGAGCUGCACGCUGCGACGAAUAACUUUAAUUAUGACAACAAGCUCGGUGAAGGUGGUUUCGGAAGUGUCUACUGGGGCCAAUUAUGGGACGGAUCAAACAUUGCUGUCAAACGGUUGAAAGUGUGGAGCACGAAAGCCGAGAUGGAGUUCGCGGUGGAGGUCGAGAUUCUCGGACGAGUUCGACAUAAGAAUCUUCUGAGCCUUCGCGGUUAUUGUGCCGAGGGCCAAGAGCGACUCAUCGUCUACGAUUACAUGCCCAACCUCAGCCUCCUCUCCCACCUUCACGGCCAAUAUGCCUCCGACUCCCUUCUGGACUGGCGCAGACGAAUGAGCAUCGCCAUCGGAUCCGCAGAAGGACUAGCGUAUUUGCACCACUUCGCAACGCCGCACAUCAUUCACAGGGAUGUGAAGGCGAGCAAUGUGCUGCUGGAUUCGAACUUCGACGCGCAGGUGGCGGAUUUCGGGUUCGCCAAGCUGAUCCCGGACGGGGCGACGCACGUGACGACGAGGGUGAAAGGGACUCUGGGGUACCUGGCGCCGGAGUACGCCAUGUGGGGGAAGGUGUCGGAGAGCUGCGAUGUGUACAGCUUCGGGAUUCUGCUGCUGGAGCUGCUGAGCGGCAAGAAGCCGAUCGAGAAGCUGGGGCCCGGCACGAAGAGGACGAUCGUCGAGUGGGCAGCGCCGCUCGUGUUCCACGGCAAGCUGGACGAGCUGGUGGACCCGAAGCUGAACGGCAAGUUCGAGGAGGAGGAGCUGCGGCGCGUGGUGAAAGUGGCCACCAUGUGCGCGCAGAACACGCCCGAGAACCGACCCACCAUGCUCGAGGUGGUGGAGCUGCUCAAGGGCGAGGACAAGGAGAGCUCCGCCCCUGCCAAGGACGCCAAUGGCCUCCAAGACCCCGACAAGCUCAAGCUCGACACUGUAAAGUACGGCGACGAAUUGCUGGCGGCCGACGAGGGCUCCGAGUCGAAUUCUGCCAGUGGCCCCCUUCCUGCCGCCGACGCCCCCCCUGCCACCACCACCACCACCGCCCCGUCAGGCCUCGGCCCCAAGUCCAAAGAGAAGGCCCGUGGGCGUUGAUGUAUUCUCGUUUGCUUAGCUUUGCGAAUGUGUUUGUUUCAUAAACUUCAGGCUGGUCCAUGGUCUUGUCUACAAUGGCGAAGCGGCGGCUGAACUCAACUCAGCUCAUCUCAAUUCAACUCAUCUCCGAAUGCUGGCCUAGCCUUGGCGUGAUGGAUGUCAAGUCAGCUUUACAGGCCACUACCGAAGACUCGUCCUGCUGGAGUGGAUGGUAUGGUGUGCAAAAGCACAAGCCAGCCACAUCCAGCCAGCCAGCCUGCCUGCCCAGCCAGCUCGCCAGCCGUGCUAUGUGAAUGGUGGAGAUCUUGUACCUGAUUGUUAGAGCUUGGUAUUUGAGUCAGGAAUUCGUUGAAUCCUGGGUGUAGAUAGGAUACACAAAUUAUUUUUCUCUAGUCACACUAGAUAGCUCAAAGCCUUCCCUUUCUCUUACCCGAAUUGUUUAUUCAGUCGCAACAAAUUGCCAGGCCUCGGUCCGUCUGUGUACGAGCAGUGCAGCGGAGAAAGGCCCAUUGUUAGUUUACACUUAGACCUUUGAUGUUGUUACUGAGAAGGAGUUAAAUUGUGAAGAAUCACGUGUCUCUGAAG